Scomber japonicus (chub mackerel) is the source of this 5631-nucleotide messenger RNA. RefSeq names its product zinc finger protein 608 (gene znf608). NCBI's taxonomy places the organism in Eukaryota, Metazoa, Chordata, Actinopteri, Scombriformes, Scombridae. The record is from RefSeq and is a predicted model, not a curated record. Gene Ontology annotation, biological process: regulation of transcription by RNA polymerase II. Gene Ontology annotation, cellular component: nucleus.
GAGGAGAUGAACCGUUUCCUGAGAGCUGAGGAGAAUGGAGGGCUGCUGACGGACUGCAGGGAGCUGUCACACAACCACACAGCCUCAUCCUCCUCCUCCUCCUCCUCCAUCUCCAUCACCUACUCCUCCUCCUCUUCCUCCUCCUCCUCCUCCUCCUCUUCCUCCUCCUCCUCUUCCAGCGCCGCUGGCUCAGCCGACAGAGACGCGGCCCUGCCCUCGCUCCAGACCCGGGGACCUGUCGGCGGUGGCAGCGGCGGGUCGGAGCCGAGGUGUGGAGAUGCUUUCAGCGGUCAGCAGAGACGUGGAGGGCGGUGGCGGCGGCUGCGGACGGCGGAGGAACCGGCACCGGCAACACCAACAACAACAAUAAUAAUAAUAAACUGCGUCUCCGAAGUGACCACGGCCUCUCCUUCUGCGACAUGCACCAAAGGCAAGGAGGAGAGGAAAGGGAAAAACGUGAUCCGGGGCUGGAAGAGGGAGAGGGAGAGGGAGCGGGAGCGGGAACGGGAGAGAGACAGGGAGAGAGGAGAGGGUCCUCCUGUCCGGACGAGGAAGGAGAAGCCCGGCGAUGGCUGCGCGUCUCCUCCUCCUCCUCCCUCCGUCUUCCUCUCAUCAUCGUUGCGCCUGCCCGAGCAUCAUCUGUGCCGAGACGGCCCCGGACCCGGACACUGCCACUGCCUCCAGGACUCUCCAGGAUCAUGGGGGAAUAAUAAUAAUAAUACUUCUAGCAGCGGGAGUAACGGCGCCAAUAAAAGCACCGGAUCUCUGGAUUGUGGAGUUAAAAGCGGCGGUGCUAUUGUUGUCAGACGGCAGCAUGACGACACGCCGUCCGCCAAGAAACACAGAGGAGCGGAGAAGGUGGACCCCAUGUUCACGGUGCCAGCACCCCCGGCUCCAGGCCAUCCAGGAUCCUCCCUGCCCUCCGCCCCGUCCUUCUCCCCCCCGACCCUACCCACCUCUAACCCCAAGCAGCUGGCGGUGAGGACGAGGUCUAUCGGCACUAACACCCAGGAUGGGGGCGUGUCGGGGGGGCUGGACGGAGACUCUGCCUGUCUGGGACCCUGCCAGCCCGGGACCAGCGUCAACCUGGAGGGCAUCGUCUGGCACGAGACUGAAGAAGGUGUGCUGGUGGUGAACGUGACGUGGAGGAAGAGGACCUACGUAGGAACUCUGUUAGACUGCACCAAACAUGACUGGGCUCCUCCAAGGUUUUGUGAGUCUCCCUCCAGUGACCCUGAGAUGCCGGGUGGGCGUGGCCGAGGGAAGAGGAUGCGACUGGCAAUGGCUGAGCGUCCCUGCGUUGAACCGACCCCCGCUGCCAAAGUCAGAGGUCUAUCGCAGCACCGGAGUCGUGGAGGCGGAGUCGCAGGAACCGCUGCACCCAUCCACAACAAGGGGCGGAGAGGCAGCCUGAAACUCAUCAACAGCAACUGCAGAGCGCCUCCUUCUUUCUUCACCGUGGAGGAGGUGAAACCUGCUAACAGCACCGCCUCCCUCUCCUCUGGUAAACGGAAGAACAAACCACCAGCGGACCUGGACCUCAGCCUGGUCUCCACUGAUGACAUUAAAAAUGGGAAUGGGAAGCGGAUCCGAGCCAAAUCCCGCAGCGCCCCGUCCACACCGCAGGGCAAAUCAGACCCCUCGUUCAUGGACCCUGGAGGAGGUUGUGCCUCCUCGCCACCUCCCCCACCCAUUCUCAUUGACUGCCCCCACCCCAACUGCACUAAACGCUACAAGCACAUCAACGGCCUGCGCUACCACCAGACGCACGCACAUCUGGAGGUGGAGGAGCAGAGGAAGCCUGAGCUGGAGCCCAUAAAAGACGGAGAGAGUGAGGAACGACUAUCAGACUGUGAGGACACUAUCAGCAACAUGACAUAUGACCUCUCAGAGACAAACAACAGCACUAAUACCAACAGCUCCUCCAAGAAACCUGCCCCUCUAUACAAGGUGACCACAGUGGGGUCUCCUAAAAACAGGCGGUUACUCCUCAGCACCGACCACAGUCCUACAACUAACUCCAAAACCAGAAGAACCUCACUGCUAAAAGAUGGACUGAUCGACGACCUCAGUAACUUGCCCAUCAUCUCCAACAUGACCGUAGUUCUUGAGAACUGCAUGGUCCCAGACAGGAACUCCACGGUAGAGAUGCCCAAGCUGGAAGCUGAAGGUUUGAUCGACAAAAAGGGAGGCGUGUGUGAUAAGGGUAAGAAGGCCAAUGGGAAGGUGGAGAAGCUGUCCAAGUCACGGACCAACCGGCCAAUCGCUCCAGCUCCUGCUCCUCCCAAGCUGAUUGCCAUCCCCAACACAUCGUACCCGACCGGCACAGCAGAUACUGCCACCUCACAGCAACCCUCACCCAUGGCAGCUGUAGGCCUCACCAGUAAAAAUCUUCCCCUCAAGCCCAUUAAACCAAAGCUGAGCAUCGUUGUGGAGCCGAGCCUCGUCAAAGCCACCCUGGUUACCUGCAGCAAGGAGACCAGGAAGAAAGAGAAACGAAGGCUAAAGGACAAACACAACAAAGAUGCACCAAGUAGGACUCCUAAUGGCGACAGCAGCGGAAUCAAAAUGGAAGAUGGUGGUGGCGGAUCGAAAAUGGGUGUCAAGGAGAUUUCUGGAAGCCUUUUGAAGGAGCACCUCAGUAAGCAGGAUGUAAUGAACGGGCUUACAGAGAGCCAGGAGAGCAGAAUGGCCAGCAUCCGCGCCGAAGCCGACAAGGUCUACACCUUCACAGACAACGCACCAAGUCCCUCCAUUGGCGGUUCAUCACGGCUUGAUGCAAGUGGUAGUUGCCUGGCAACAGCAGACAGCAGCAGCAAGAACAACAGCCCAGCCUACUCUGAUAUCUCAGAUGCUGGGGAUGAUGGGAUAUCUUCUGAAUGUCGCUCGGAUGGACUCAGAUCCAAGUCUAGCUCCUCUGCCUCUUCUGAGGUAAGCUCCAACAGUAGCCAUGGUAACUCUGGUAAAACCCCUCCCACAGCAUCUGCCCCGCCAUCAAAAGACCCCCAGUCCCCGUACUACCACAGCUAUGAGCCCUACUAUCUGCAGGGGUACAUGCAGUCGGACAGGCAAAACAGCAGCAGCGUUGCUUUCCACAAAAGCUCGGCCCAUGACGGCAAAGGGAAAGACAGAAAGGAAGAAGUGAAAGAGGACGAUAAAAACAGCUCCCACGAGUUCUCAGACUCAAAAAAAGGCGACGGGCCGCCUCAGUCUCAGCUCCAGCUGGCUAUGAGUCAGACCCAGACUGCUUUGGCCCAGUCGCUGUACUAUGGCCAGUACUCCAGAGGACUGUACAUGGACCAGAAACUUUUACUGGCCUCCAAAUGCUGUGACCAGAUGCCUGGUACCAAGCAGAGGGGCGAGAGGGGACAGGGGGUGAGAGACGGGGAGGACGUUAAACACAUGGUUGGGGGUUCAACUGGGGGACCCAUGCUAGGUAAAGGUCCAGACGGCACUAAAGGGUGCUGUCCCAAACCCGUCCUGUCCUACGUGGAGAUGAGUGAGAGGGGAGAAAGGGGACAGAGUCUGAGCGUAAAGGCGGUGCACGGUGGCAUGGUGGACCAGCACCAGGUCUCGAUGAAAGACUGUGAUGACAUCAAGUCACCCUCCUCUUCCUCUUCUUCAUCACUCCACAACCCAAACAGUCAGACAGAUCUGGACUCAAAUGUUUCCUUUUCCAGUCCCUCAGACGGACCGGCCUGGGCUCACCGCCUGGCUCACAGCAAAUACUCAGAGCUACAGAGUCAACAUGGGGAGGAGGCUGAGGAGGGUGAAGCAGACAGGGGAAAAGAAUGGGGAGCUACCAUGGAGCCUGCCGGGGCCAAGCUGUCCUCAGGAGGAGGAGGAGGAGGAGGCGGAGGAGAGAGAGGAGGCGGGGUUAGCUGCGAUGCUAAAAAAGCCAGGUUCCACGGAUCCCACGACCUCCUGCCUGCCAUCGAUGGCGAGGAUUCGGACAGGCUGGAAGGGCUGGACGAUCAGGGCCAGGAGCCGAUCGGAGGGCUGUCCGAUGAGUCGCAGAGCGCUCGGGCGGCGGUGUCUCCUCCCAUGACCCCCCAGCAGCCCUACAUCCAGUACCAGCACUCCCCUUACCCGUCCUACCUGGCUAUGUGUGAGAGCAGCGGGGGCUCCUACAGAGGGGUGUCCCCAACUCUGGUCCACAACUACACAGGUUUCCACUACCCUCUGUACGGUAAGACGGCGGGCAGGGAGGAGUCGGAGGUGAACCCACCCAGCAGAGGAGGAGCGGUGAACAGCAAACAGAGCAGCGACUCGUCCUCGUCCUCGGCCAUGGAGCUCCUGCAGCAGCAGAGCCACCAGUACCACGGAAAAUCACCUGCUCCCGGCGAAAAGGGUUCCCCCGAGGGAGAAAGAGACACGGAGCGAGAGAGGAACCAUGUGUCGUUCGCCCGACACCUCCACACACACCAUCACACACACCUGGGUAUGAGCUACAACCUGAUGUCAGGACAGUACGACAUCUACCAAGGUUUGAGCUCCAGGUCGCUGGUCUCCGCUCAGCAGGUGUCAGGACACUCCUCCACUGAGAAUGAAGGGAAGAAGUAGGACCAUGUGACGACGUCUCACAUGAGGAACGGCAGAUUUAUUAGACAUCAAUUCCAUGGUGUUGAAUAAGCUUCGCCUCGUUGAGAGGCAGAGACACAAAGAAAAAAAAAACUCUUUCAUUUCUUACUAAUGACAACCACCUGUUUUAUAACACACCACUGAGGAGCGGUCGGGCCAACAGAGGAAACAGACAAACAGAUGGAGAGCAGGAUCUGGACGUUUUCGACAGAGGGACUAUCUGUACAAAUCCAGAAUUGCAGACUUUUCAAGCUUUCAGUUUUGCAGAGUUUUGACAGAAGCUGGCGGUGCGUAUAAAAUAAUAACAUCCCAGGACGCUGCACACACACAGUGGUGGUCAACUUUAUAAAAAUGCACAUUUAUCGUAGUGUAUUAUGAUGAUGAUAUGACUGAAUGUACUGAAGAUGACUUACAUAUCCCAAUAGUGUUGAUCGUUUUUUUAAAAACUCCUAUUGGGACACAGCAUUAGGAAGCUAAAAAGUCUAUUAUUAUCCUUAUUAUUAUCAUUAUGAUUAUUGAAGUGGUCCUCCUCCCUCCAUAGUGCUGACGCUACAUUUGUAUUACUAACCUGUACUUGAGCGUAACCAUGUUGAUUGUAUUGUCUUUAUGUGAGAGUAAACCUUCACAUCAAACCUGCCCAGUGCCAUGUAGGAAACCCAGUGGUGUAAAUAUUCUGUACAGAUUCAUGGCAGAGCACUAACAUGCUUUAUCGUAAUCUAUGUUGAUCUCCAUCAGCCAUGCAGGGGAGCAGCGGGCGGUGAAAAAAAAAAAACAGGAGAAAAACAGAGCCACAGUUUCUUUAUCAGAUUAAUGCAGUUCAUGCAGCAGUUUUUGUCCUGGAGGCACAUGAAGGUGAUGUUUGUGUUUAGGUUGCAUACUAUAUAUGAUGUGCAGCUUUUGGGAAGAGCUUAAUGUCAAUGUGCCAGCUACUGAAUGUUCGCCCCAGUUUGUGCCUCUGAAGCAGUGUUUUUAUAUUUGAGACUUUACAGCCACAUUAACAGCAUGCUCUAGUGGUGGCAGACUGAAAUAUCCUGACAAAUAUUGGAUAGA